AUGGACGUCGUCCUCGAAGUCUUCGACGGCUUCGUCUUCGACCGCAUGUACGCGAACCUCUUACCUCUCUCGCCCUCGGUAUCGACCUUCGAUCCCAUCUCGACCAUCGCCGCCGGUUUCAAGGGCUACGCGGAUCCCAAUGCUACAUAUACACAGUCCAUUGGAGGGGAGUUUGCGAGGUCGGGAUGGCAGUUCCAACCUGCGAGUGCUUCGUUCCAUGUCGAGCCGAGCGAGUUUGCGUAUAUGAGUCGGUGGGAUCGGGAUAAUGUGUAUCGGCAGUUUGUAAGCUUGUAUAUUUUGACUUGGCUCUUUGGAAUGGUGAUAUACUUCCUAUGCGCGACACUGAGCUACGUCUUCGUCUUCGACCAUGCGACCUUCCACCACCCCAAAUACCUCAAGAACCAGAUGCGAAUGGAGAUUCGACAGACGAUGGAGUCGAUCCCGAUCAUGGCCAUCUUUACUGUGCCUUUCUUCGUUGCGGAAGUUCGAGGCUGGUCAUUCAUCUACGACAGCGCAACCGACCCAGGCUUCACCCACCCAUUCUUGAAAGCGCUUGGAGGCUGGUACAACUUCCUGCAGUUCCCCCUCUUCAUCAUGUUUACCGACUUCUGCAUCUACUGGAUCCAUCGAGGACUGCACCACCCCCUCGUGUACAAGCGCCUACACAAGCCACACCACAAGUGGAUCAUGCCGACACCCUACGCUUCGCACGCUUUCCACCCCCUCGACGGCUACUCGCAGAGCGUACCCUACCACCUCUUCCCCUUCAUCUUCCCGCUCCAGAAGUUCGCCUACAUCGCCCUCUUCACCUUCAUCCAGGUCUGGACGGUCAUGAUCCACGACGGCGAGUACGUGGCCAACAGCCCCGUUAUCAACGGCGCCGCGUGCCACACCAUGCACCACCUCUACUUCAACUACAACUACGGACAGUUCACGACCCUGUGGGACCGUCUGGGUGGAAGUUACCGCCAGCCGAACAUGGAGCUGUUCCAGAAAGAGACGAAGAUGAGCAAGGACGAGUGGGAGAGGCAGACAAAGGAGAUGGAGAGGAUGGUGAAGGAGGUCGAGGGUGAGGAUGAUCGGAGUUAUGGACCUCCUGAGAGGCUGGUCAAGCAGGCGAGGAUGAGCAAGAAGGUGCAAUAA
Messenger RNA from Zasmidium cellare ATCC 36951, 1143 nucleotides. RefSeq lists its product as uncharacterized. The transcript is spliced from 2 exons. The record is from RefSeq and is a predicted model, not a curated record. The coding region runs from base 1 to 1143 and encodes 380 amino acids. NCBI's taxonomy places the organism in Eukaryota, Fungi, Ascomycota, Dothideomycetes, Mycosphaerellales, Mycosphaerellaceae. Gene Ontology annotation, biological process: lipid biosynthetic process. Gene Ontology annotation, molecular function: iron ion binding; oxidoreductase activity.